AUGCAUUCUUUACUGUCCCGGGGCAACUCGAUGCUGGCCUACACGCUGAUUGUACUCGUUACUCUCGUGUUCGCAUGUUUUCUUUCCACCAUAUCGGUUGAUUACCGGACUGGUACUGAGAUUCAGGCGCUCAAAAUCGAAGUGAAAAACUUACCAACGUAUGGUGUAUCCAAAAAGAUCAAUGACUUGGGUCACAUAAAAUUCAACCUCAAUACAGAUCUCACUAGCCUAUUCAAUUGGAAUGUUAAACAAUUGUUUGUCUACAUGACAGCUGAAUAUGAGACACCUACAAACGCCUUGAAUCAAGUAGUUUUGUGGGACAAGAUUAUUUUGAGAGGAGAGAAAUCCUACUUGCGCCUUAAAAAUAUGAGAACAAAAUAUUACUUUUGGGAUGAUGGUAAUGGUUUAAGGCAGCUGAUUCACCUAACCUGCCAGGCUUGUCGCUUGUCGGCAAACGAGAAGCACGACGUCGACGAUGACGAAGAGCUCGUGCCUUGGAGCAAGACGUGUCCAACCGUGUACGCCAUUUUCAUCUAG
Molecule: messenger RNA, 537 nt
Organism: Macrosiphum euphorbiae (potato aphid)
Lineage: Eukaryota; Metazoa; Arthropoda; Insecta; Hemiptera; Aphididae
Source: the annotation of a GenBank genome assembly